This is a messenger RNA of Argentina anserina (silverweed cinquefoil), 2151 nucleotides long. RefSeq lists its product as uncharacterized. Gene Ontology annotation, cellular component: cytosol. NCBI's taxonomy places the organism in Eukaryota, Viridiplantae, Streptophyta, Magnoliopsida, Rosales, Rosaceae. The coding region runs from base 762 to 1247 and encodes 161 amino acids. The transcript is spliced from 6 exons. The record is from RefSeq and is a predicted model, not a curated record.
CGAAGACCCAAGUCUGGAAGACUAAACUGAGGACAGCUCUGUAAGCAAAAGGCCGUUAUCUUUGUGUUCACUAAACAUCAACCAUCUUCACCAAAAUCGUACCCAAAAGAGAGAAUCUUGAACAAAUGGCAGAGGCUGCUCAUAACCCAGUAACCCAGCAGCAGAAAAUCAUUAUAACCAACAAACAUGGUGAAAAGCUUGUGGGCUUGUUACAUGACACUGGUUCUAUGGCCAUGGUUUCACAUCCACCAAGGAAUCCAGGAUGACCCUAUUAUGGUGAACCUCACUGUUGCCUUGGAACAUGAAGGAAUUAGUUCAUUUCGUUUUGAUUUUUCUGGAAAUGUGUCAGUGCUAAAGAACUGUAUACACUUAUAUUAACAGGUUCUGUGAUAAAACUAUAUAUGUUUUGUUUACUGAACUGUUGGACCUUGUAAGUGUGACCUCAUAAUUAGUAGAUAAUCUUGUUAUGAAGAACUGAAGAAGAGUCUUGGUAAAUUCAGAUCUUUAAGUUACAGUGAUGUUGCUUUAACUGUAAUAAUUUGUUGGGAUUGCAGGGAAAGUGAAGGCAUCUUUGAGCAAUAGUCAUUCUUGCAAAUUUGGAAUGCGACUCAUUUUAGGGCUAUAUGAUAGUAGCAGCUUAAUUGUCACCAAAGUUACUGUUUCUUGAUGACGAUCACCAAAGUUGUUGAUAGAUCACUUUCUGUUGAUAUUGGGUGUAAGACCAUAUGAAAGCACAUAAUUCCCGUAACAUGUGAUCAAAAAUGUUGCUGAAUAGUGUUACUACAGGAGGUGAUAUGGUGCUACUGUAUGCUUCUAACUACCAUGACAUUCAUACCGUCGUCAAUGUUUCUAGACGUUAUGAUCCGAAGAAAGGCAUUGCAGAACGGUUGGGGAAAGACUUUAUGGAAGCGAUCAAGAAGGAAGGCUUUCUCGAUAUCAAGAAUGACACAGGAGGUGUUGCUUUCCGCGUGACUGAAGAAAGUUUGAUGGAUCGCCUUAGUACUGAUAUGCAUGAGUCAUGCCUUCUGAUUGGCAAAGAAUGCCAGGUGUUAACGGUGCAUGGAUCUGAUGAUGAGAUAAUCCCUGUGGAUGAUGCCGUGGAGUUUUCCAAAAUAAUACCCAACCACAAAUUACAUAUUGUGCGAGGUGCUAAUCAUUGUUACACCUCGCAUCAAGCUGAGUUAGCUUCAGUUGUGGUGGACUACAUAAACACCGCUCUGCAGCAGGACAACACUACUUCCAACUAGUAGUCGAAAUCUUAAGGAUGCAAACCAGUAAAUUAACUCGGCCAUUGUCAGUGAUGGUCGUGCUUUGAUGUGAACUUUAUUCUGUCCACAAGAAAAAUCAUUUUGUGACACUGAAGGUUCAGUUUAAAAGGAUCAGUCCCGAGUCCUGACUCCAUUAUAACAUUAGAAUGCUGUAAAUCAUCGGCCAGGAAAAAAGAGCCAAGCUUCCCACAAUAACUUGCCACCACGCUAUCAUGGAACGGCUGCAGCUACAUCUUCUGCUCAGUAAUCGCCUUCCAUAUCAAUGACAUCAUGGCACUCACAGCUAAGAGCCUAAGAGUCUGGUUUGUUGUUAUCAUUGUAUAUAUCUACAACAUUUUGACAAAUUCUUCCUUGGUGCAUUUACCCUUCCGGGACUGACAUUCUUGGCAAAAUUUCUUAGUUAUAUGCAAAUGUGAUCUUGGUCUUCACAGCUUCUUCGUUGAGCUCAUCCUUGUGCAAAUCCCCACCAUAUGCCUAUAUAUGACUGACAUACUAGCUUAGAAUAGCAGGAGUCAAAUGAUAGAAUAGGGACUUCUCGCAGAUGGUAUCAUAUUGGUCAGAGAAGACUAGCCAAAGUAAGAAUUCUUGGUGUAGACUUGCCUGAAAGAAUUCUAAAAAUGGAGACUUGGGGAAAGAAGCUCUUGUCAAAAGAAGCUCAUAUAAUUACUUCUAAUGUAAACUUGAUGCAGAAACUCAUACAAUAAGAAGAGCUCUGUAAACUUAUGCUCUCGCCUUCAAUCAGACUGUAAACUGUUUCCUCUUUGUUCAUUGUUUGCAAUUUCUGCAUGAUCCGUAGGUUUAUUGGCGACCAUAACAGGGUGUUCUGAGGGCAUCCCGUUUUGAAAUGCAUUAGAGUUUUUUUUUGAAGACAAUACUAAUCACA